Durusdinium trenchii is the source of this 540-nucleotide messenger RNA. The record is from the annotation of a GenBank genome assembly. NCBI's taxonomy places the organism in Eukaryota, Dinophyceae, Suessiales, Symbiodiniaceae.
AUGCGGUCGACGAAACACUGGCGAGCUCCGUCCAAGGAUCCAACUACCAAGGAUUUGCCUGGGCCUGGUCGUGAGGCAAAAAGUGCCAGCGAUGGUGACUUGGGCAAUGCCUUGCGAUCACUCAAGACACAAGGCCGAUUACAUCGAGCUGCUGUGCAUGACAAGUUCUGCUACGGUGCUGAUGCUACUGGUGGUGAGGUGAUCAAAGGUGCUGGCGCUGUGCCUACUUGCAGUGGUGUAUGGACCUCCGAUAUGUCGGAGCUGGUCAAGUUCCACAACCGCUCAGUGCGGCACAUCAAGCCGUCCAAACUGGCCCUCAUCCCAGUGGAAGAUAAGAAGAAAAAGAAAAAGAAGAAGGUCGAUGAAGAUGAGCUGUGCAUGAGCGAGCGUGAGUUGUAUGAGGCCGACCAGUCCUACCGCAACAUCAGGAAACUCAGGCGAGCAUUCUACCCCGACUCAUUCGAGAGGGAGAAGACUAACAAGGAGGCCGCAGUUGCCUCUGUCAGCUCGCUGAUCGCUGGCCGGCUAUUACAAGCCUAG